Leptidea sinapis is the source of this 905-nucleotide messenger RNA. It is a transcript of the gene Fln, whose product is annotated as flightin. Lineage: Eukaryota; Metazoa; Arthropoda; Insecta; Lepidoptera; Pieridae. The transcript is spliced from 3 exons. The record is from RefSeq and is a predicted model, not a curated record. Bases 197 to 691 code for a protein of 164 amino acids.
AACAGUACUAUCGUGUGCCAAUGAUGCUCUUUGAAACGUUGCUUACGACAGCCAGGUGGGGCCAAAAAGAGAUAUAUUGGGAGGCUGCUUGUUUCACUUAGGGACGAUUCAGUUAGUCGCAAGCGAGCGAUACUCCACUCAACACGCUCAUCAGAACAAACCGUACAAGUGUUUUUUGGUCUCAGAAUCUUUCAAUAUGUGGGACGACGUUGAAGACGAACAGCCCAAGGUGGAGGCGCCAGCAGCCGAUGCAGCUCCUCCAGUAGCCGAUGAGGCUGCCGCUGCUCCAGAAGGUGAAGCAAAAGCCGAGGAAGCAGAAACACCUGCACCACAAAAGCCUGAAAACCAAAAGGACAAAAGGCUUGUUUGUAAACAUUGGGUUAGGCCCAAGUUCUCCACGUACAACUAUUUAUACGAGUUCCAAAAGAAUUAUUAUGAUGACCUGAUACAUUAUAUCGAUAGGCGGAACAGAGGUUUGCCAGUUGAAAGACCAGUUCCCCAAACUUGGGGUGAACGUGCACUGCGUACCUAUCUAUCCCAAAGUUAUAACUACGAUAUCGCGAGAACAGCAAGAGAGGACAAGUACCUCUUACACCAUAUCUCAGUUGGUGCCAAGUUCCAGAGAGCCCACACCAAGUCCCUAAUUUCUAGGAAGUAUUCCAACCUGGGGUUUAACACCGUCUACAUCUAGCUUCGCUUUAAACACCUGCUUACCGUUGCUUUGCGGACUGCAAUUAGAUCUCCCUUCGUGACCUUAUUAUCCAUGUUACAGGAUUUCGUUGUCGUGAUUCGUCCCGUGGCGCUAACAAAAGCAAUAUGUCGUUAUGAAAUCAAGAUUCCGCAAUCCUAUCGCUAUACUUAAAUUAUAUCAAUAAUGAAGACUACAAUAAACAGUUUAAUUAAAA